Molecule: messenger RNA, 1692 nt
Organism: Miscanthus lutarioriparius
Lineage: Eukaryota; Viridiplantae; Streptophyta; Magnoliopsida; Poales; Poaceae
Source: the annotation of a GenBank genome assembly
AUGGUGGUCCUGGAACGCACGCCGGGCGCCGCGCCGGGGGCCGCCUCUAGCCCGCUCCGGAAGUCGCCUAGGUUUUCGAGGGAGGUGGCCUCGCUGCCCUCGGACCCCAUCCUCCCGUACCUCAGGUCUAUCAGCAGGGCCAUGGAUGAGCUCGGGACAGGCCCUCAGUAUGACAUGGCAGCCUUAGACCGGCUCAAGCAUUACUUGAUCGAAUGCAUUUCAAAAUAUGGGGAUGACUACCAAUACUCCACUGAUCCACGGCUCCUCAAGAUCUGGAUCCUCUAUGCAGAUGCAACUGAGGACUUCCCCAGUGUUUACAACCAACUGGAGGAGAAAAGAAUGUUUCUGGAGCAUGCGCUACUCUAUGACUCGUAUGCACAGUAUCUAAUUGCUCAUGGGAAAGUGGUUGAGGCUGAUAAGGUGUACGGAAUUGGUAUUUCCAGGAAGGCGGAGCCCCUUGAUCAUUUGAAGAAGAUGCACUUGACGUUUCUGAAACAUUUGGAGAAUAUUGUAGAAGAAGCAGGCGCGGAAGCACAGCCCGAACCAUCAAAAAAACAGAAGAAUGAACCUUCUGUGGUAGAUCCGUGGUCUGCUUCUACUAGGAACACUUUACUGGAGACAAUUAAUGGUGACUUGAGGACAUUUUCUGGCUAUCAUAAGAGUAACAAGGUGUACUAUGGAAAGGUGCCCUUGACUUCUUCGCUGAAUGUUUUAAGAAACAAGGUCAUUGAGUUAGGUGGUAGAAAGUAUCAGAUCAAAGGAUCUACCGGCGCUGGUGCUUUUGCUAAAGUAUACAAAGCCACUGUUGAUGGUAAUACAGAAGAAAUGGUUGCUUUGAAGAUUCAGAAUCCCUCAUAUGCUUUGGAAUUUUACAUGUAUCGCCAACUUGAUCAGCGUAUAUCUGAUGUCGAGAGACCAAGCUUUGGCUACGCGCAUGAGAUGCAUAUCUUCUCCGAUGUCAGUGUGUUAGUUUGUGAUUACCUGCCGUACGGAACUCUCCUGGAUGUCAUAAAUUCUCACUUAGUAAAAGGUCGGUACAUGGAUGAAGUUCUAUGCAUGUAUUAUACCAUAGAGAUGCUGAACAUGCUGGAAACACUGCAUAGUGUUGGCAUAAUACAUGGUGAUUUCAAGCCUGACAACAUCCUUGUUUGCUACCCAAGUGGAGAGAUCACAGAGGACACUUUCCGAAGUGAAAAAAAAGAUGAGAAGAACCAGGGGCUCUGCCUUGUUGACUGGGGCCGUGGCAUUGAUCUGAAUCUUUUCCCCUCCCCCACGGAGUUCCACGGGGACUGUGGAACCUCAGGAUUCAGGUGCAUCGAGAUGCAAGAACAUAGAAACUGGACUUAUCAGGUCGACACAUACGGCCUCUGCGUCGUUGCGCACAUGAUGCUACAUGGGACAUGCAUGAGCGUCGAGAAGUCGUGCGUGCCUGGGGUUGGUGCGAAGCAACUGAGCAAGCAACUGGUCCGUCGUCCCAAUGUGGUUGGAUACUUGGAUCGCAGGUACUGGAACGUUGAUCUGUGGCAGAAGCUCUUCACGACGCUGCUGAACCCGCCCUCGAACGACAGCGACGUGGCCGCGCUCCAGAGCCUGCGGGCGUCUUUCCGGGUGUACAUGUGCAGCAACCGGCAGCUCGUCGGCAAGCUGAACCAGAUGCUGGCGAAGCAGAAGGCCUCCCUGUGCUCGUCCUGA